AGUUUGGGAGAUGCGCAGAAAAAUCACGAUUUUAACUGGUUUUUAGUGUGAAAUACUGGAAAUCUGUAAUAUAGAAAGGAAUAUUUUGAUCCCGCUGCGUCUGGUGCAGAUAUUUUCUCUGGAUCUGUCCCAAAAGAGUGAGAUUUGUUAGGUGAAUUAGGGAUUCAGCUGGCGGUGGAGAAAGAAACAGUCUGAAUUCAGGGAAUCCUCUCAGCAUGGCUAGGGGUGGCAGAGCUGUACAAGAUAUGCGAAUGGAGGAGGAGAAGCAUCUCUCAGAUGUGGUGUAUUUUGGGCUCUACGCGCUCACGAAGGCGCGCAAGCCGACUCGUGAAUUUGAAAAGAUCUUCAAAAAGGAUUUAUUCUUGAAGCCCAAUCAAGGGGCUCUGAUUCAUGUGAUGCACUUUCUGUUCACGAUCUACGAUUCAGAAGACUUCCGAAAACGCUUCUUUUGGCCACUGCACAAUGACCGGGAGGCUGAGAAAACAUUCCGGGCCACGUGUUUGACUUACUUGCUGGAGCUCAAUGAGCGAUUCAAUCUGCAGAUGGUGGAUAUCUCGACGUACAUUUUUCUUUUUCCGGGCGGAUUCAAGUUCCUAAAGAUCAUGGAGAAGCUCAUCAAGUUCAUCACCAUUGAGGAGGUGAAGAAGCGCAAUGAGGGCGGUCUUCUCGAUGAAAUGACCGUAGCUUUGGGCAAUAGAACUCUUCGGCAAUUGGUGGCGCAAAAGGAGGCUUUGGAUAAAAUUGCGGGGGAAAAAAUGGAUUUCUGUGCAUCAGAACAGCAGCGGCUCGAAAACACCCUGGAUGAUUAUCAGAAGAAAAUCGAAGCUCUAGCAAUUGAGAAUGGGAUGACGAAGGAUUAUUUGCUAAGUGAAGAGUUUCAGGCCAAAGAAAUGGAGAAGAUACAGCAGAGAAUUGAAAAAAUGAUCCUUAUGGUUGAUUCUAGUGAGCGAUAUUGUGAGAACUUGAGAGAGUUGAAAAACAAGAUGAAGAACAUGAAGACACCAAUUAUUUCCACAAAUCUCAUCCAGAGAACGGAGGAAGCAGCUUCCAAGAUCUCCAAACGCUUUCCGGCUAUUCUUGAUGACUUUGGAGAUAAUGGCUUGUCAAUUGAUGGCAAAGUCAAUGUGAAUUUCGUGGGGAAACUCACAAAUUUCUCUCUUCCACAUCUGCAGAAGAUCCUUGUUGAGGAGAUUGACAGAAGAGCUCCAACAGUAGCUGAAGAAACUGCGACGUAUAAUACUUUGGCAAGAAAGAUGGUUAAAAUGUCCGUAAAGUUGAAUAACAUGAUGAUGAGCAAAUCACAAGACUGUUUUCCAGAUGAUAGAGAGACGGAGAACGUCAUUGCAAGCACUCCUGGCUUCAAAUUUAAUAAUCAACCCACGAUGAAGAGCCUGGAGAGCAAACACCUGAUCUUCCAAGACUGUGAUGUGGCUGAUUUGCAGCAGUUGCAACUGAAUCAGCUGCAUGAGAAAAUGAGCGCGCCUGGAAGACUGGGAAGAUCCAAUGCGUCCUUGAUCACUUCAUCCAUGAAAACUGUCGCGAAGCCGAACAGAACUCUUCAAUAUGACGCCUUGAGCGUCUUGGCAUUGACGGAGAAGCGACCGAAGGCGAGGAAAAUGAAUGCUGUGCCUCUGGAUCUCUUCUCACACCACAAAGGGAAGUCAGGUGCGCUCAAUCAUCUGGACUUUGAAACACCCAAUGUGUCCUACAGUCAAACAUCGAAGAUCAGCAUCGAUGGUCGCUUGCCGCUGGGCAGUUCUUCGAUGAUUAUCGGCAGUGAGAAGGAGAUGGAGAGAACUGCAUCUCUGACCAAGUACGAGUACAGUCCGAGUCCUGGGCCAAGUCAUCGUGCAGAUGAAGAAAACUCCCCAUCUGGAUUCCUGAAACCGCCUAAAGAGACAAUAUUUGCGAUACCAAAACUCGUUUUUGAUGGCAUUCAGGAAGAGAACAACAGUUCGCAGAAGGCAAAUAACUCUUUCGAGAGCCUUUUUCCUCAAAUCGUGAAAGAAGAGGAAGAAGAGUCUCUGUUCAAUAUCUCCGAUGGAGUUCUUCAAGACGUUGAGUAGCAGAAGAAUACGUAAAUAUCGCGCCAAAACUGCCAAUAUUUGUAAAUUUCGCUUGAUUCAGUUGAUAUAUUUGAGAAGUUUAUAAGUAUAUCACAUGAUUCCCAAGAAAUAAUAAUAAAACAGAAAA
Phlebotomus argentipes is the source of this 2193-nucleotide messenger RNA. RefSeq lists its product as uncharacterized. The transcript has 4 exons. Gene Ontology annotation, biological process: spindle assembly. Gene Ontology annotation, molecular function: microtubule binding. Lineage: Eukaryota; Metazoa; Arthropoda; Insecta; Diptera; Psychodidae. The coding region runs from base 216 to 2066 and encodes 616 amino acids. The record is from RefSeq and is a predicted model, not a curated record. Gene Ontology annotation, cellular component: mitotic spindle microtubule; HAUS complex.